GGAAUCCACAGCGUACUAUAACCUCGGGUCGCAUCGGCGUUCCGUGACCACAUCCUCCCCAGAAGCUCAGCUCUGGUUUAACCGCGGAUUUCUCUGGGCCUAUUCGUUCAACCAUGAUGAGGCGCUGCGCUGCUUCGAACGGGCCACCGAACACGACCCCAAAUGCGCCAUGGCAUUCUGGGGCAUCGCCUAUGCGGCCGGUCCGAACUACAACAAGGCGUGGCACUUCUUCGACAUGGCAGACCGUCGGCACACAAUGAAAAAGGCCAACGAUGCGUUGGCACGGGCCACUGAGCUGGCGAGCGAUGCCACCCCCGUGGAAAGAGAGUUAAUCAAAGCGCUCACAGCCCGAUUCUCACCCUCAGACAAGAUCCCGUCCGACAUGGGGCCGCUGGACCGUGCGUAUGCGGCAGCGAUGCGACCUGUGUAUCAAGCCUACAGCAGCGACCUGGAUGUGUCCGCGUUAUUCGGCGAAGCUCUCAUGUGCAUCAGCCCCCGAGGACUCUGGGAUUUAGACACCGGCGAGCCCAGCGGCGACCACACAGUGGAGGCGCAGAAGGUGAUCGAGUCAGCAAUGGCGCAGAGCAUCGAAGGUCGCGAUCAUCCGGCCCAUUGCCAUCUCUACAUUCAUCUGAUGGAAAUGUCGCCAAUCUCAGAGCGAGCAUUACCCGCCGCCGACCGGCUACGUCGCCUGGUGCCUGAUGCUGCCCACAUGUUGCACAUGCCCACGCAUAUCGAUAUGGCGGUUGGGGACUAUCGCCGUGCGGUCGACUCCAACGAGGAAGCCAUCAUCGCCGACGACAAGUAUUUCAACCGCGAGCGCGGAUCAGCUCUGUACGUAGCGUAUCGGGUGCACAACAUAUGUGCCAAACUGUAUGCGGCGUUCAUCUCGGGCCGAUAUCAAGAAUCGCUAUCGGCUGCGAAAAAGCUCGAACAGAUUAUCGAUAUCAAUGUGUUAACAAGCACUAGUCCUCCGAUGGCGGACUGGACCGAGAGCUUUCUCGGGAACUUAGCCCAUGUGUAUGUACGCUUUGGUCGCUGGGAGGAUAUCUUAAGCCUGGAGCUUCCCGCGGACCCCGCCGUGUACUGCGCAACAACGGCCAACAUACUAUACGCGCGCGGUGUCGCCUUCAGCGCCCUCGGUCGCGUCGCAGAAGCAGAGGCUACCCAGAAACAGUUUGAGGCGGCGCGUGCGAAGGUCCCGCCUUCCCGACUGAACAGCAUUCCCUGUAAAGAGGUCGACGUUCUCAAGGUCGGUUCGGAGAUGCUCAGCGGCGAGCUGGAAUAUCGUAAGGGCAACUACGAGGUCUCGUUCGCCCACCUUCGGAAAGCGAUUGAGCUGGAAGACGCGCUCCCCUAUUCGGACCCGCCGCCAUGGAUGCAGCCCGUGCGUCAUGCCUUGGGUGGGCUGCUACUAGAGCAAAACCGUAUCGAAGAGGCAGAGCAGGUAUUCCGAGAGGACCUGGGGCUCGCGAAAGAUUUCCCUCGUCGCAAGGCCCGACUGAAUAAUGUCUGGGGCUUACACGGGCUGCACGAGUGCCUGGUGCGCUUGGGCAAGUUCGACGAAGCUCUGAGCAUUCAGGUCCAGCGCGAUAUUGCCGUCGGUUCCGCUGACGUUCCUAUUACCACCUCCUGCUACUGUCGCUUGUCUGCGGUUGGGAAAGCGGAGACAUGCUGUUCUUCUCAUAUUUGAGCGUGUUUUGACAUUCCGAAGUUCGUUCGCCACAGGCUGUUCGCAAUGUGGAUCAUAGCUCAGCACAUUCAUUCUGACAGUGGCUCGUUUGCAGCGCUAUACCUCGAUUCUAUAAUUUCACGUUUUUAUGAUCAAACGCGCUAUAGUUACGACCCACUUCGCAUCUCAUGUACCGGAGCGGUUCUAGGAAUAAUCCCAGAUCUAUCCAUAGUCACUCAGCUAGCUCCCAAAGCUAACUACACUUUACACAGCAGCGUAAUCAAAGCUUGCACAGCUAACUCUGUCUCUCAAAUAAUUACGGGUAAAGAAUGUUAUAGUCGCUGUAUUCAUUAUGCAGAACCCAUUUCAUACGUAGCCAAAGGCCAUAUCUGAUCUGACCCCUGCGAUUCCAAUAGACUCGUUGCAGGUCUACUGAUUUUGAGCUCGCCCCAAUCACCACCAGUCGAAGUAAACACAGCAAGGUCACAU
Aspergillus pseudonomiae is the source of this 2161-nucleotide messenger RNA. RefSeq lists its product as uncharacterized. The coding region runs from base 170 to 1693 and encodes 507 amino acids. The transcript has a single exon. Gene Ontology annotation, molecular function: protein binding. Gene Ontology annotation, cellular component: intracellular anatomical structure. The record is from RefSeq and is a predicted model, not a curated record. NCBI's taxonomy places the organism in Eukaryota, Fungi, Ascomycota, Eurotiomycetes, Eurotiales, Aspergillaceae.